Messenger RNA from Paramecium pentaurelia, 733 nucleotides. Lineage: Eukaryota; Ciliophora; Oligohymenophorea; Peniculida; Parameciidae. The record is from the annotation of a GenBank genome assembly.
UAUGAGUUACGAUAUAUCCCAACAGUUCAUCGAAUUUCGUAAGCAAAUUAUGAACAAAACCUUGACUACUCCUGCAACCAACACCAGCAAAAUACAAACUAUUUCAACACCAUCAAAAAAAUAAGAAUUUUCAGUUGACAUCCUUAAAUCAUCAAUCUGCAAAAACGUCAAACGUCUAAAAGUUAAAUCUGCUAUAUCAAGUAUGAACAUCAUUAAUUACUUUCAGAUAUUCCUUUAAGUCCUCAUAAACAAAAAGCAUAAUCUCCAAUUAAGAAAUAGCCAUUCAAAAGUCCUUAAAGAUUAAAUUAGAAUGAACCAAUCCGUAGUCCAAAUAAAUAGCUAUAUAAUAGUACAUCCAAAAGCUAAUAGUCUUAAUUGAAUACUUUUUAAUUGCCACAAACUUAUAGAUAAUCAGAUUAUAUUGAUCAAUAAAGCUAAAUCAAAUUAUACUCUUCAAAAUAUCAAAAAAUUAUGAAUGAAGAAUAAGGACUUUAUUACAGCCAAUUAUAAACUAAAUUAGAUCAACUCUCCUAAAUUAUUGGCAAUCAAGAUGAUAGACAAAGAAACUUAUUUGAAAUCGAUAAUAUGAUUAAUCAAUCUAAAUAGAUCAAUGCAAAAUCUAGAGUCUAAAAACAUCUUGAUAGUUUGCAAUUUGAAAGUAAAGCUUUGCAAAGCGAUUUAAAUACUAUAAAAACUAAAAUAUCAAGAUUUUCUGAUUUUACUGAUAAUUGAU